This is a messenger RNA of Thunnus maccoyii (southern bluefin tuna), 4729 nucleotides long. It is a transcript of the gene smc1b, whose product is annotated as structural maintenance of chromosomes 1B. The coding region runs from base 211 to 3969 and encodes 1252 amino acids. Lineage: Eukaryota; Metazoa; Chordata; Actinopteri; Scombriformes; Scombridae. The record is from RefSeq and is a predicted model, not a curated record. Gene Ontology annotation, biological process: sister chromatid cohesion. The transcript is spliced from 25 exons. Gene Ontology annotation, molecular function: ATP hydrolysis activity; ATP binding; DNA binding. Gene Ontology annotation, cellular component: chromosome; nucleus; cohesin complex.
GUACAUGCAAUGUGAAAAAUAUCAUUUCCCAGUUUUAGAGUAAUACAGUUCAGUGAAAAUGCCGAAAUAUCCAUAAAUUGUUUUUUGUGCUUUCAGAUACUUUUUUCCGUUUCCCGCCCAUCCUCAGUCAGUCCACCAUUACUUCAGAGGAUUUUUGUCCUUGACGCUAAGAACAACUGUCUGACAAACCUCAGCAAAAGUGAGCUUAAAAUGGGUUAUUUAAGACAAAUUGAUAUUGAAAACUUCAAGUCAUGGCGUGGGAAGCAGGUAAUCGGUCCUUUUAUGCGGUUUAACUGCAUAAUUGGCACCAACGGCUCUGGUAAGUCCAAUGUGAUGGACGCCCUGAGCUUCGCCAUGGGGGAGCGGGCCGCCUCCCUCCGAGUGAAGCACCUCAGAGACCUGAUACACGGAGCUCACAUCGGGCAGCCGGUGUCCACCAGCGGUAGCGUCGCCAUGCGGUACCGUGACGACGAGGACCAGGAGACGGUCUUCUGUCGGAGCAUCUCUGGUGACUCCUCUGAGUAUCGGAUCAAUGGCGUACAUGUUACUCUGGCUAAAUACAUGGAGGAGCUGGAGAAGAUCGGCAUCGUGACUAAAGCUCGAAACUGUCUGGUGUUCCAGGGGGCAGUGGAGUCUAUAGCUUUGAAGGACCCAAAGGAGAGGACAAAGAUGUUUGAGCUCAUCAGUCAGUCCAGAGAGUAUACUGCAGAAUAUGAAAAGAAGAGAGAGGCCCUGCAGAGGGCCAAAGAGGACACACAGUUUCAGUUCAACAAAAAGAAAUCUGCCACUGCUGAGAGGAAGCAGGUGUCCCAGGAAAAAAUAGAGGCCCAGCGGUACCAGACGCUGGUGGACGACCUUCACCAAAACCGCCUGCAGCUGAGCCUGACUGAGCUGUACCAUAACGAGCAGGGCAUCGGCAUCCUCAGCAACAAACUGAGUGAGAAACAGCAGGCUGCAGCUGCUCAGAACAAUAAACUGGUGAAUUCAGAGCAGACAGUCAAAACUCACAAGAAGGAACACGGACGCCUCAGCAGAGAGCAGCAGCACAUCGAGAAGGAGAUCCGUGCCCAGGAGCAUGUCCUGUCCCAGUCCCGCUCCCAGUACAUCAAAGCUAAAGUAAACACCUCCCAUCACAAGAAGAAGGCAGAGGGGGUCCGCGAUGCCCUGAAGAAGAGUCAGAAACUGAUGGCUCUUAAAGAGCAGGAGCUGGCAGAGGAUCGGCAGGAAAUCGCUGAGCUUGAGAGGACCUGGAGGAAAUACGAGAAGCAGGUCCGGAAGGAGAGCGUCUCCAGAAGGGACAUCGAGCUGGAUGAGGAUCAGCUAGAGCGAUACAAAGAGCUGAAGGAGCUCGCUAGAAAGCAGAGUGCUGUCCUCAGCCAGCAAGCAGAUAAGCUGCACUGGGAGGUGAGAGCGGACAACGAGAAGAUGGCUUUCGACCAGCGCCGAAAGAAGGAAGUGGAGGUUGGGAUCAGGAACAACCAGAAUCAGCUGGAAGAUUUAACACGCAGAGCAGAGAAGCUAGAGGAGUACACCAAGACCUGCAAGUCGUCCCUUGAGGAGUACCGUCAGCGGGAGGAGAGCCUGAGUGCGGAGCUGCAGCGGGGUCGCCAGCGCAGUGUGGAUGUGAACCAGGAGCUGGGCCAGGUGCUGGAGGAGCUGGGGAACGCCUGCCUGGACAGCCAAGAGAGCAAACGCCAACUGCAGCGCAAAGAGCUGCUAGAGAAGCUUCGCAGACUCUACCCUGAAGCUGUGUAUGGUCGUCUGUUUGACUUGUGCAGCCCCAUCCAUAAGAAGUACCAGCUGGCUGUCACCAAGGUGCUCGGCCACAACAUGAACGCCAUUGUGGUGGCCUCAGAGAAGGUGGCCCGUGACUGUAUCUCUUUCAUCAAGGAGGAGCGAGCUGAACGUGAGACCUUCCUGCCCAUUGACUACUUGGAUGUGAGCCCUCUGAACGAGCGACUGAGGGAGGUACCAGGUGCCAAGAUGGUGGUGGAUGUUGUGCAGGUUAACGCUGCCGUAGGUGGCGCCCAGCUGAGGAAGGUGGUGCAGUUUGUCUGUGGCAACGCUCUGGUGUGUGAGACCAUCAAAGAGGCGAAGAGUGUGGCCUUUGACGGGAAGGAGCGCAUUAAGACAGUAGCUCUGGACGGGACGCUGUUUUCAAAGUCAGGUACGAUCUCUGGAGGCUCCAGCGACCUGCGAACCAAAGCGCGCUGCUGGGACGACAAGGCCAUGACAAGUCUGAAGGAACGCAAGGAACAGCUGACAGCUGAGCUACGCGAUCUGAUGAAGCUGAGGCGGAAGGAGUCGGACCUGAAACAGAUCAUCGCUCAGGCUCAGGGUGCUCAGACCCGCCUCAAAUACUCUCAAACUGAGCUGGAUAACAUCCGGAAGAAAAACAUCCUCAAAUGCCAAGCGGAGAUUUCUCGUAUGGAGAGUGAAAUGGCAAAUCUGGAAUCUCAAAUCCAGAUGCAGCAGGAAAGUGUAGAGACGAAGGAUGCAGAGAUGAGGAAGAUCAGAGACCAGAUCGACCGGAUGGAGGAUUUGGUGUUUGAUGACUUCUGUGCUGAGAUCGGUGUGGACAGCAUCAGACAGUAUGAACAGGAGCACCUGAAACAUCAGGCAGAGCUCGACAAGAAGCGGCUGGAGUUUGAGAGCCAGUGCACUCGCUUGAAUGCACAACUGGAAUAUAAACACGAGCAACUGGAGCAGCAGAGGAAGAAGCUCCACAAAAUGCUGGAGACCAUUGACAAGGAGGAGAGAACGAUGGCCGAGCAGAUAAAGGAUGAGGAGACGCUGCUGGUGGCAGUGGAGGACGGUGAGAACAAACUGCUGGAGCUGAAGAACCAGCUGCUCUCCAAGAAGAACCAAGUGGCCGCUGCCAAAUCUGAGCUGGACCAGAAAACUCAGAGCCUCCAAGAAACCAACAAAGAGUUGGUGAAGUUUCAGCGGGAGGUGAUGUCUGUGGAGACAGCCUUGGAGCAGAAACGCUUGGCUAGACACAACUUGCUGCUGGCCUGCAAGAUCCAGAGCCUGCCCAUCACUCUGCUGUCAGGGAGCUUGAAUGAAAUUAGUGAGAUGCAACUUGACACAGAAUCUGAAAGCACUUCAGUCACCAUAGACAUCUACGACAGAGAGGCUCAACUCGUUAUCGACUACUCAGGCCUGAAAGCAGAGCUCAGGAAUGUGCAGUCAGAGCAGGAGGUGGAGGCCUGCAUAGAGAGACAGAAGGAGUCAGUGUCCUCCAUAGAGGGAGUGCUGCAUCGCACCACCACACCCAACCUGAAAGCUCUGGAAAAGAUGAGAGAGGUGAAGGACAAGUUACAGGGAGUGACAGAAGCCUUUGAUGCCAGUACCAGAGCAGCCAGGAAAUGCAGUCAAGAGUUUGAACAAGUCAAAGCCCAGCGCUUCCACCUCUUCAGCCAGUGCUUUGAGCAUGUGUCUGUUGUAAUUGACCAGAUCUAUAAAAGAAUAUGCAGGAACAGCAGCGCUCAGGCCAUUCUGAGUGCAGAGAAUCCAGAUGAGCCGUACUUGGGCGGCAUCAACUACAACUGUGUGGCUCCAGGGAAACGCUUCAUGUCCAUGGACAAUCUCUCUGGUGGAGAAAAGGCCAUCGCCGCCCUGGCCCUGGUGUUCGCCAUCCACAGCUUCCGCCCUGCUCCUUUCUUCAUUUUGGACGAAGUGGAUGCAGCCCUGGACAACUCUAACAUCGGCAAGGUGACCAGUUUCAUCAGGGAGGAGUCCCGAGACAACAUGCAGAUCAUUGUCAUCUCCCUGAAGGAGGAGUUCUUCUCCAAGGCCGACGCUUUGCUGGGAGUUUACUCAGAUUUUGAUGAAUGCAUGUUCAGCCGCAUUCUGACCCUUGACCUGCGUCCCUACCCUCUGGUUGACGAGGACAACGGGAAACAGACGGACAAGGAGCCCAGAGCCGCCAGAAGACAGGACUCACGUAGCCUGGAAUCACCUGCAUGAAUCCCUUGGUUCUGUUGUCUUUUUGCUGACUGGUCAUAUUGGUAGUCUUCAGCAUGUUCAGAGUUACUGCAAAACCACAUUAUAAUUGUACAAGUAGUAUUCUUUAACACCAAAUAAUGACUUCUAUGUUCAGUUUUAGUCUGUUGUGCUUUUCCUGGGGUUAAAGUUCAAACCUCAAGGUAUUAUUUUUGAUCCAUGAGUCUCUUUAUGAGCAGGUAGUGUGUUUAAAUUUACCCACAUGUGUAAAUUCUUGGUCAGUAUCGAGACUGAAGGGUGAAAAAAUGAACCCAAAAAGGUAGUUUAAAAUUUAAAUGGUUAGAUGAAAAAUACAACAUUAAAGGAGAAUUCUGUUCAUGUUUCUAAAAGUUGUGGCUCUUGUUUGUCCUCCAGGUUGUUAUUCAGAGGUGAUAACAUGUUGCUAUGUAACUAGCUUAUUUUGUAUAUUUUGUACUUUAUUAUUUUUGUAUUUACAUUAUAUUUUUAAGUGUGACUAAUGUUCUGUUCAUUAAAUCUCAAGAGUUAAAGAUGAUGUGUGUUUUAUUUGGAGCUACACUGAUUAGAUGAUUGACAGAAAAUUAAUCACCAACUACUUUGAUAAUUAAUUCAUUGUUUUUUCAUUUUUCACAUGCUCUAGUUUCAGCUUCUCCAGUGAGAGGAUUUGCUGCUUUACUUUGUCAUAUAUGAGAGUAAAUUGAGUCGUUGGAUUUUGGGAUGUUGUGUGAAAAAAUAAAUUGAAGACAUCACUGUGGGCUCUGCGAAA